GCUUCACCUGGAGGACUGAGUGGGAAUUAGCCGCGGCGCGUGCUCUUACUCCACGUUGCACCCAUGAACUUUUCGGUCCUCCUCCUCGUGCAUCCUCCUUCUCACGGACAAUGAAGACGAGUCGCAAAUGCAGGAGCCUUCUGUCGGUCAGUCUGAACUUCUUCGCUCUUCUCUUCUCCAUCACCGCGUUUAUAACCACGUACUGGUGCGUGGGGACGCAGAGAGUCCCCAAGCCCAAGUGCAGCAAGCUGCGGACCCACCAGUGUAUAGACUACGGAGUCAACGAGACGGACCCCAACAAGGUGGUCUACAGCUGGGAGACCGGGGACGACCGCUUCCUCUUCAGACAGUUCCACACCGGGAUCUGGUUCUCCUGCGAGGAGAACAUCCACGAUGAAAGUGAGAUGUGCAGAAGCUUCCUUGACUUGGCCCCUGCCUCAGAGAAAGGGAUGUUGUGGCUGUCGCUGGUUUCUGAGAUGCUGUACAUUAUUCUGCUGGUGGUGGGCUUCGGCCUCAUGUGUGUCGACCUCGUCCACUCCAGCAACAUCAUCGAUGGACUCAAGCUCAAUGCCUUCGCUGCCGUCUUCACGGUGCUCUCAGGUCUUCUUGGCAUGGUGGCUCAUGUGAUGUACACACAGGUCUUCCAGGUCACUGUGAGCCACGGUCCACCUGACUGGAGGCCCUACAACUGGGACUACGGCUGGUCUUUCUGGUAUGACUCCUCAUGGCCUGCGUCCUUUACCUGCUGCAUGGGCGCGUCGGUCACCACCCUCAACUCCUACACCAAGACCGUCAUCGAGUUCAGGCACAAACGGAAAACCUUCGAGCAAAGCAUCCGCGAGGAGCACGCACGGGAGGCUUUUGGAUUUUUCCAUGAACGCUCCUUGCACUCCAUCUCCAAAUCUGUGGAGGUUUAUACCAGCCAGAGCCUGAAAAGUGGCAGGAAAACUCCACUACCUGCCGGCUCCCUGGACCUGAGUGACAUUGCAGCAUCUUUGGGGGAGGAGCAGUGCUGA
Molecule: messenger RNA, 1016 nt
Organism: Centropristis striata (black sea bass)
Lineage: Eukaryota; Metazoa; Chordata; Actinopteri; Perciformes; Serranidae
Product: germ cell-specific gene 1-like protein
Exons: 5
Coding region: 111-1016 (301 amino acids)
Cellular component (GO): plasma membrane
Source: RefSeq, a predicted model, not a curated record